CUGAAAGUAACAACAAGAAGAAGAGGAAACAAAGGAAAGCUCCAGAGACAGGACAAAACCCAACUCUCUCUCUCUUUGUUUUUGUCCAUUCCUAGCCAUUAGUUUUUCCUUUCAAGCCACUCUUUUCACAUGCAUAUAUAAAGUUCAAUUCGAUCUCAAUUUCUUUUCAAAAAGAAAAAAGACCCAGAAAAAAAGAUCAGGAAUUUUUAUCCAUUAAGCAGUGGAAAGGAAGGAUUUUCUUUUUUCUGAAGGAGAAUGGCCAGUGGGGAUCUGGAGAGGGGAGGAGGAAGUAAUGGGAAGAACAGGGCAAAUAACUAUUACCAAUCAUCUUCUACAGGUCCAUACUAUAUGGAAAGUGCUGAAAAGCAAUGGACUUCGUGGCUUGUUCCGAUGUUUGUGGUGGCUAAUGUUGCUGUUUUUGUUGUGGUGAUGUAUAUCAAUAACUGUCCUAAGAACAAUCUGGGAUUCGAAGGGAGCUGUGUGGCUAAGUUUCUUGGCAGGCUUUCUUUUCAGCCUUUGAAAGAAAACCCUCUCUUUGGUCCUUCUUCUAAAACAUUGGAAAAAUUGGGAGCACUAGAGUGGAACAAGGUAGUGUAUGGCGAUCAAGGAUGGAGGCUUAUCACUUGCAUCUGGUUGCAUGCAGGUGUUAUUCAUCUGCUUGCAAACAUGUUGAGCUUGGUCUUUAUUGGGAUUCGCCUUGAACAGCAAUUUGGAUUUGUGCGAGUUGGGCUUAUCUAUCUAUUGUCUGGAUUUGGUGGGAGCAUACUAUCUUCUCUUUUCAUUCAGCGUAAUAUUUCUGUUGGUGCCUCUGGUGCUUUAUUUGGUCUUCUUGGAGCAAUGUUAUCAGAGCUUUUGACUAACUGGUCUAUCUAUACAAAUAAGGCUGCAGCUCUCAUCACACUCGUAAUCAUCAUUGCCAUUAACUUGGCCGUAGGAAUUCUUCCUCAUGUUGACAACUUUGCACAUAUUGGAGGUUUCUUGGCUGGCUUUCUCCUUGGGUUUGUUUUGCUGCUCCGUCCCCAAUUUGGGUGGGUGGGACGUCAGCAUCUUCCUGCUGGUGCUCGUGUAAAAUCUAAGCACAAGGCAUACCAAUAUGUUUUCUGGUUGAUUGCUGUGGUUUUACUCAUUGUUGGUUUCACAGUUGGGUUGGUAAUGCUGUUUAGAGGAGAGAACGGAAAUGACCAUUGCAGCUGGUGCCAUUACCUGAGUUGUGUGCCUACAUCAAAAUGGCACUGUGGAAACUAAUGCAAACAUUACGAAUACCACGAUACCUAGACUUGAUCUCGCUCACUAAUUCUUUCCUGAUUUCCCUUUUUUAUAGUUUAUUCAUUUGUUAAUUUCUUCGAGUUGGUAUUGCUUAUGUAUAUGCAUAGUUUUUGACUUCUGAGAUUAUAUAUCUUUGGACACCAUAGAAUCCGUUGUUAUAUAUUUGGGUAUAUAUAUAUAGAUAUUCUGAUUGUAUGCAAAUUUACCUACAGAUAAAAGCAUUUCUCUCUUUUUUCUUUUCCUGUAGUUGCAGCCAAAGAUGCUUUUUUCGUUUUUGUCCCUGCCGAAGCCAGUGCCAAGGAUUUCUCUGUUCUCUUUGCCUACGUGCAUACCUUUAAAUGACAGUUUAGUUCCAAGUGUAAUUCAGAAACCCUUUUCUUUCUUCAAGUAACCAUGGAAAAAACAAAGAAAAUCACUUGGCAAACGGGUAAAGCAAACCUUCACUGUGAUAACCAAACUACACGACAAAAGCAGCUGACGGAUGCUGCAUCAAACAGUACCUGUUGUGUAAAUCUUCAGAUAUCUUUGAACUUCCAAACAACCAGAGGCAUUGUACCAACAAUUGCUGCCCAUUGAGCAAACCCACUGCUCUGAUCAGAACAUGGCCACAUGGCACCUACAGGAAUGCAUGGCCUUUGGCACUCUGCCAUAGGACAUCCGCUGCCUGCUCUCCAAUGGAGACAUUUCAAUGCGAGGUGUACUGUUUGUUUUUGACUUUCUGCAUACGAUGCCGUAUUUCCGUAAACCUGACUGGGAUUUUGGGUCAGCUUAGUACACCCACCGACAUCAUCGACCGAAAAUCUUCCAGUACAAAACCUUUUGUCUAUGUAAUCUUGAGUGGGGCAUCUUCAAGUACCCGUCUGCGUCAUAAAUUCCAUUGAUUGUUUUCGUU
Molecule: messenger RNA, 2158 nt
Organism: Theobroma umbraticum
Lineage: Eukaryota; Viridiplantae; Streptophyta; Magnoliopsida; Malvales; Malvaceae
Product: RHOMBOID-like protein 2
Biological process (GO): proteolysis
Cellular component (GO): membrane
Molecular function (GO): serine-type endopeptidase activity
Source: RefSeq, a predicted model, not a curated record